AUGGCAUCUAAAAGCUCUCUACCUGAAGAGGAUUUCACCUGUCCUGUUUGCUUUGACAUUUUCAAGGAUCCCGUCCUUCUUUUGUGCAGUCACAGCUUCUGCAAAGACUGCCUUCAGAAGUUCUGGAGAGAGAAGAAAUCUAAAGAGUGUCCAGUUUGUAGAAGACAAUCUUCAUUGGACAAUCCGCCACUGAAUUUGUCUUUGAAGAACGUAUGUGAGUCUUUCCUGAAGGAGAAGAGUCAGAGGGCUUCAGGAGGGUCUGAAGUGCUCUGCAGUCUGCACGGUGAGAGACUCAAGCUGUUCUGUCUGGAGGAUAAACAGCCCAUAUGUCUGGUGUUUCAGGCUUCCAGGAAACACUCAGGACACCAGUUCCUUCCCAUAGAUGAAGCUGCACUCGAUUAUAAAAAACAACUCAAGGCUGUACUGAAGCCCUUGCAAAAGAAACUGAACCAAUUCAAAGGAGUUCAAAAAACAUGUGACCGAACAGCCAGUCACAUUAAGGUCCAGGCCCAUCAGUCAGAGAAGCAGAUCAAGGAGGAGUUUGAGAAGCUUCAUCAGUUUCUGAAAGAUGAAGAGGAGGCCAGAAUAAGAGCACUGAAGGAGGAAGAGGAGCAGAAGAGUUUGAUUAUGAAAGAGAAGAUUGAAGAAUUGAGCAAGGACAUGUCCACUCUUUCAGAUACAAUAACAGCCAUUAAGAAGCAGAUGGUUGCUGAAGACAUAAUCUUCUUACAGCAAAAACCACAGGGAGUUUCAGGAUCUCUGAUUGAUGUGGCAAAGCACCUGGGCAACCUGAGGUUCAGAGUAUGGGAGAAGAUGAAGGACAUAGUUCAGUUCACUCCUGUAGUGUUGGACCCAAACACUGCAGACUCAUUGCUCAUCAUUUCUGAGGAUCUGACCAGCUUUAAAAGGACAUUAACUAGACAGACACUCCCUGAUAAUCCAGAAAGAUUAGAUGACUAUCGCUGUGUCGUGGGCUCUGAGGGCUUCAACUCAGGGUCACACUACUGGGAUGUUGAAGUUGGAGACAGUACAGCAUGGUGUGUGGGUGUGACCACAGAGUCCAACCAGAGGAAGAGGGGCACCAUCACAUGGGAGAGAUUGUUGUGUGUGGGGUAUGGGGGGUGUUAUAGAGGACCUGUGCACGUAUUGGAACAGAAUCUCCACACACUCAGAGUGCAUCUGGAUUUGGAUAAAGGACAGCUGUCAUUCUCUGAUCCUCUACAAAAUACACACAUACACACUUUCAAACACACAUUCACUGAGAAAGUCCUUCCCUUCUUCUGCAGCCCCAGGCCACCACUGAGUAUUUUACCACUGAAGCCCUCGGUGACCAUUGAACAACGCAGACUAUGUUGA
Clupea harengus (Atlantic herring) is the source of this 1356-nucleotide messenger RNA. RefSeq names its product E3 ubiquitin-protein ligase TRIM35-like. Bases 1 to 1356 code for a protein of 451 amino acids. Lineage: Eukaryota; Metazoa; Chordata; Actinopteri; Clupeiformes; Clupeidae. The record is from RefSeq and is a predicted model, not a curated record. The transcript has 5 exons.